Messenger RNA from Oikopleura dioica, 810 nucleotides. Lineage: Eukaryota; Metazoa; Chordata; Appendicularia; Copelata; Oikopleuridae. The record is from the annotation of a GenBank genome assembly.
AUGAGGAUUUCCAAAAUUUUUUUCUCUGUUUGUCUUUUAGCAAAAGAAAUAAUGUCAUCGCCAAAUUCUCGCGCUUCCUACAAAUUGAAAAUUGAAGACCAAAGAAUGUGCGAUGAGGAAUUCAUUUACACUUGCUCUGACGGUGAAAAUGAAGAAGUUUGCGGCGAGUGGGUAUGCACAGAUGGAGCCUUGGAGUUUUCUACUUGCACAGUCGUUUUUGAUAAGAAUCAAGAAAAAAGUUUUGAAAAUGUUGAAAGAACUUGCAAAUGUCAUAUUGAUGUUGGUCCUUUCAAAGUUUUCACUGGCUGCAAAUGGAUCAGAUCGCUGAAUACAGAAGAAAAGCCCGAAAAAGAAUCAAGAAAAUCAACCACGAGCGUUUCAACAACGAGUUCUACGAAAACAACAACAACAACGUCAACACCACAAAUAACAACAACGAUUGCAACAACUUUUUCUUCUUCGACUGAAAAAUCGCAGUCGACUCAAGAAAGAAACGAGAACUCUGUUCAAUCAAAUCAUCAAGGUCAACCAAUGCUUCUCGAUGUAGUCAACAGCGAGGAUUCAAACUGGAAAGAAAUGCAAAAGAAAAAUUUUAUCGAAGAACAAGCAGAAGAAAUCGAAGAAAGGAGGUCCUAUCCAAUCAAGAGAGAAAAAAACUCUCGUAUUGGAAAAUUAAAAACAGCAGAGACCACGAUUCCAAGAAGAAUAAUUCAAAAAGAUGGAACUUAUGUCCACGCUUUUGAGUUUAUGCAGCAUUUACAACAAAUGAUGUUUAUGAAUGGUCUGUUUCAGCGUGUUUUAAAAGAUUAG